This is a messenger RNA of Fusarium oxysporum Fo47, 2595 nucleotides long. Its product is annotated as Alpha/Beta hydrolase protein. Gene Ontology annotation, molecular function: serine-type endopeptidase activity. The transcript has 2 exons. The coding region runs from base 1 to 2595 and encodes 864 amino acids. Lineage: Eukaryota; Fungi; Ascomycota; Sordariomycetes; Hypocreales; Nectriaceae. Gene Ontology annotation, biological process: proteolysis. The record is from RefSeq and is a predicted model, not a curated record.
AUGGCCCAGUCCACCACUCCUGGCUUCGACAAAGCCUUUGCCCAAACACUUUGCGAUCUCCAAGUCCCCAAAGUCCUCAAAUUCUCCCCAAACGGCCGACAACUCUUGUACUCCACCAGUCUCAUCGGUGGCCACCGCAAAAGCAAAAACGCCCUGUCAACGCUCUGGAUCGCAUCAUCCUCUGAACCAAACUCAUCUCGCCAACUAACAUCUGGUCUCUUCAACGACACUUGGCCAAAAUGGCACCCUGACGGAAACAGAGUAGCGUUUCUGUCAGAUCGUGCCAAAGUUGGUGAAUCUUCGGCGAUUUGGAUGUUGAGAUUGGAUGGUGGUGAUGCGGUGCUUAUAACUGAUGCUGAGAAUGUGGAGGAUAUUGAGACUUUUUUGUUUUCGCCUGAUGGGAGGAUUAUUGCGUAUGUUUCAUCGGAUGAGAAAUCGGAGGAUGAGAAGGAGAAGAGUGAGAAGGAUGAGCCUGAUCCUGAAGUCUGGGGCGAGAAAUGGGCUUUUGCGCGAUUAAGACUCGUUGAUGUGGAAUCUCACGAGACAAAGGUUCUCGUGGGUGGGGAUAAGCACGUUGGUGAAUUUUCUUGGAGUCCCGAUGGCAAAAGGAUUGCUUUUAUGAGUCAGGAGAGCCCUCAUAUCGAAGAGGCGAUGUUGACUGGGACGACUAUCUCAACCGUCGAUGUCGAGAAUGGCAAGGUCACCGAGCUUUGCAAGGUCAUCAACGAGCCGUAUGAUCUUACCUGGGCACCAGAUGGGCAGGUUUACUUCAUCACAGGUGUACCUGCUGAUAAAGAUACGGGAGGAAGAGCGGUUUACAAGACUGAUCCCAAGGCCGAUACUCGCGGUUUCGUCAGGGUUGCAUGUGGUGUUGAUGAUGAUGCUGGAGGGCUUCAUGUAGUUGGUGGCAAGGUCCUUGUAAAACGUCAGGUUAGGUUUGUCGAUGUUAUCAGUGAGCUGGGAGGCGAUGAUCUUUUUGAUGAGCAGAAGGAGUUUUGGGUUUAUGAUGUCUUCAUCAACCCAGAGACUGGUGCUUCAACUCUUGCAGCGAGUUUGUCAGAUGUUGGUACGCCAUACGACAUCUUCGUCAUCGAGUCAGGAAAGGAGAAGAUCAAAAUCUCCAACCAUGGAAAACCACUUGCAGACAGAUCCCUCGGCUCAAGCACAGUCCUCACCUGUCGCUCCACCGACGAUGAAGUCGAACUCGACGGCCUUUACUUCACUCCAUCAUCCAAAGCAAACUCCGACAAAAGGCCAACUGAACCCCUCCCAACAUUCGUCCUCAUCCACGGCGGCCCAACAUCUCGCGACACUGAUACCUUCGACACAACUUGUUUCAACUGGGCCCCAUACAUCCUCUCAAAAGGCUACGGCAUUCUCCUCCCUCAAUAUCGUGGCUCAAGUGGCCGCGGUGAGAAAUUCGCUUCGUAUAGUAUGGGUGGACAGGGGAAGUAUGACUACGCUGAUGUUGUGGCUAUCACCGAUAAUGCUAUCAAGAAGGGUUUUGCAGACCCCAAGAAGCUGAUUGUUGGAGGUUGGAGUCAAGGUGGUCUUUUGACGUAUCUGUGUAGCGUGCGCAAUGGUCUUCAUGGUCUGGGGUGGCGUUUCAAUGCAGCUAUUGCAGGAGCAGGAGUAUGCGAUAUUGAAAGUCUUGCCCUUAGCGCUGACCUCGGAUCAACGUACGAGAUCGAACUUGCGGGGGGUAAUACAAUCUGGACUCUCAACCGCGACGACACGAGAAAUCGACAGGGCAGUGCGCUUUGGGAAGUCGCCGGUGCAGUGAAGCAUACCAAAGAGACAGGGGAGAUGGUCAUCCCGCCUAUGUUGAUCUUUCACGGUGAUAAAGAUGAACGAUGUCCGUUUUCACAGGCUGAGGGGUUUAGGAGGGCGUUGAGGCACUGGGGGCUGAAGUGCGAGUUUGUCAAGUUCCCGGGGGAGGGGCAUGUGAUUGAACAGCAGAGGUUUUGGUUUGAUAUGUUCGAGAGGAUUGGGAGGUGGUGUGACACGUACAUUGGAGAUGGAGCGGAUGGGCAGGAGAUGAAGCUGCCGGAAACAAUAACUCACAUGGCAAUCAUGCCUCACCCCUUUCUUCAGACCGAGGCUGAUCACAUCGCCCCUGUCGUCCUUCCUCCCCCUAACACUACUUCUCUCACCCUAAAGGAGCGCAACCCAAUCUAUCUCCGCUCCUUUCUCCGCUAUGCCAUCGGCGCCGCCGCCACAUCCACCAACGAAGCCCUCACCCUACGCGUGAUGAAGCACGACCCCGUCCUCAACACUUACACCCUGAUCCCCAUGAAAAAAUCGCGCCUCAAGAAACACGGUGAUCUUGAAGUCGUUGUCAUCACCGCCGCGGAAAUGAAGAAGAUGCCUGAUCGCUGGGGGGGCAAGAUCACAAAGGAUACAACUACGCGCACGGUCCCGAGUUUGGCGGAGUUUCCGGGCUCGGUUCCUGAGUUUGGGGAGGUGAAGGACGUUGGGCUGGAGGUUCUGGCGUGGAGGGUUUUUGGGAGUGAAGAUAAGGUGUUUAUGGAUACGGAUGGAUUUGGUCUUCCGGGCGUGUCGGGAAUGAUUCAGGCUUGGUUCGAGCGUAUUUGA